Malania oleifera is the source of this 1602-nucleotide messenger RNA. Its product is annotated as O-fucosyltransferase 19-like. The transcript is spliced from 8 exons. The coding region runs from base 1 to 1602 and encodes 533 amino acids. The record is from RefSeq and is a predicted model, not a curated record. Gene Ontology annotation, cellular component: cytoplasm. Lineage: Eukaryota; Viridiplantae; Streptophyta; Magnoliopsida; Santalales; Ximeniaceae.
AUGACCAGAAGGCGGGCGGUCCCGGAGGACGAAGAGGAUCAUGGCGGCGGGGAUGGCUUUGGCGGCCGGAAUCACAUGCCGGCGACGGCGCUGUCGAAGGAUUAUAGAAAACAGAGAAUGUGGGGGCGGUCGGGGGGAAGCCGGAGCAAGCGGGGUUGGAUGGCGGGAGGGCUGGUUGUGUUGAUAGGGCUGUUGCUGCUGGCCAAGCUUGUUAUAACGAGGACUUUUCACGUGGAGUUGGAGGCCAGAAAGAAUGAGCAUUUGCUGGUGGUGGCUCAUAAGUCGACGUCGUUUGUACCUAGUGAUGAUGAUGAUAAUACUCCUCAAAUUUGGAGGAAAGCCCCCAGCCACAAUUACUACAAAUGCAUCAAUCGAUUAACCAACGAAACUAAAACGGCAAGGAAUGGGUACAUCCAAGUUCACGCCAACGGCGGGUUAAAUCAAAUGAAACUUGGGAUAAGUGACAUGGUGGCAGUAGCCAAAAUCAUGAAUGCCACUCUAGUUCUUCCUACUUUAGAUCACAAAUCCUUUUGGACAGACACAAGUGGUUUUAAAGAGAUCUUCGACUGGAAGCACUUCAUCCAAUUCCUAAAAGAUGAUAUUGAGAUUGUAGAUUCAAUCCCACCAGAACUUUCAGCAGUGAAGCCCCUCAUGAAGGCACCCAUUUCUUGGUCCAAGGCUAGUUAUUAUAGAAGGAUGCUUCCAUUGUUAAAGGAGCGCAAGGUGAUAAAGUUCACUCACACAGAUUCCCGCCUCGCCAACAAUGGCCUCCCCAAAUCAAUUCAAAAACUCCGGUGUCGCACAAUGUAUGAGGCUCUUUGCUACUCGGACAACAUCGAAAAGCUCGGACAAAAGCUUGUGAGUAGGCUUAAGCAUAACAACAACCCUUACGUUGCUCUCCAUUUAAGAUAUGAAAAAGACAUGCUUGCUUUUACCGGAUGCAAUCACAAUCUUACAUUGGCCGAGGCAAAAGAACUCCGAAGAAUGAGGUACACCGUGAGGCAUUGGAAAGAGAAGGAGAUCAACGGUGUGCAGCGGCGACGCCAAGGUGGGUGCCCCAUGACACCACGAGAAGUCGCGGUGUUCCUCGAGGCUAUUGGGUAUCCUUCAACAACAACAAUUUACAUAGUAGCCGGAGAGAUUUACGGAGAGAAUGGGAUUGAAGCACUCAGAGCCAAGUAUCCAAAUGUGUUCUCUCACUCUAGCCUAGCAACAGAAGAGGAGCUGGAACCCUUCAAACACAGCCAAAAUAAACUUGCCGCGUUGGACUACAUCGUGGCCCUAGAGAGUGACGUUUUUGUGUACACCUAUGAUGGAAACAUGGCCAAGGCCCUACAAGGUCACCGGAGAUUUGAAGGUUUUCGAAAAACCAUCAGUCCUAAAAAAGAAAAAUUUGUGCAUUUGAUUGAUAUGUUCGAUGAAGGUGCACUGACAUGGGAAGAUUUUUCAUCCAAAAUACGGAGUUUGCACGCGAACAGGAUCGGGGUACCCUAUUAUAGAGAGUUCAGAAAUUCUCCAAGGGCAGAGGAAAAUUUCUAUGCCAAUCCCUUGCCAGAUUGCAUUUGUCAGGACUCUUAUAGUAAGCAAAAUGGCAAAAGAUAG